UGUAGUCUUGGAGACAGUUACUCUGCCAACCGAGAGAAACAGCAGCAGCAGCAGCAGCAAAAGCAACGGAGACCGAACUGAAGAGUUGGGAAAGAAAAGGCGAGAAAACAAACACACGUAAGAGCAUCAUGCAGAACGAGGGCGGCUCAGAGGCAGCAUCCACCGUGGCGCUCAGGACGUCCACAUCCGCCCAGGCUCCUGUCGUUCAGCCCGUCCCCGCAUCACAACAGAGAGUGUUAGUUCAGGCUACAGGAUCCUCACAGAAAGAGGGACAAGUGCAGCAACUGCCUAGAGUGCAACAGGUUCCUCAGCAGGUGCAGCAGACACAGCACGUUUACCCCUCCCAGGUGCACUACGUUGACGGAGGAGAGGCUGUGUACCCCAACGGCACCAUUCGCACGGCGUACCCCUACAACCCCGACGCCCAGCUGUACGGACAGGGCAGCGGCAACACCUACUUCGAGUCUCAGGCGGGCGGGACCCAGGUCACCACGGUGGUCUCCUCGCCCGGCGCCGUGCCCCCACACGGCAUGGUCGGCAUCGCCAUGGACGUGGGCGGCAGCCAGAUCAUCUCCGGCGGCAGCGCCUACCUCGUCCACGGCGGGAUGGACGGCGGGCGCCAGCACGCCUCGCACUCCUUCCGCUCCUCCUCCGCCAUGCUUGAAAUGGCGAUCGAAAACCUGCAUAAGUCUGAAGGGAUUCCCUCUCACAAGAGCAGCCUGCUCAACAGCCAUCUGCAGUGGCUGUUGGAUAACUACGAGACGGCGGACGGUGUGAGUUUACCACGCAGCUCGCUAUAUAACCACUACCUACGCCACUGCCAGGAGCAGAAGCUGGAUCCGGUCAACGCCGCCUCCUUCGGCAAACUCAUCCGCUCCGUGUUCAUGGGGCUGCGAACACGCCGCCUCGGCACCAGGGGAAACUCCAAGUAUCACUACUACGGCAUCCGCGUCAAGCCCGACUCCCCCCUGAACCGCCUGCAGGAGGACUCUCAGUACAUGGCCAUGAGACAGCAGCCGGUCCACCAAAAACAGAGGUUUAAGCCAUUACAGAAGGUUAACGGGAUGGGCGAUGGCAUCUCUGGUGGCUCCCAGCACUCCAGCAGCACGCCCGAGCAGAACGUGGCCGCUCAGAGCCAGCACCACCAACAGUACAUAGACGUGUCCCACGCCCUGCCCCCGUUCCCCUCCCUGGAUCUGGGCUCGUGCCCGCUGCCAGAGCGCAUCAACAUAAACGACGUGAAGAAGCUGGAGAGACUCUACAGAGACCACUGUGAGGCUACCCUGGAUGUGGUGAUGAACCUGCAGUUUCAUUACAUCGAGAAGUUGUGGCAGAGCUUCUGGUAUUCAACACUGCCAUCUAGUGACGGCACCACCACCAUCCCCAACAGUGAUGACGAAAUGGACGCCGUUAUUCCCAGAGAGAAUCUCAUCGCUCUGUGUAAGUUUGAGCCGGUGAAACAGUGGAUGAGGAGCUGCGAUCACAUCCUGUACCAGGCGCUGGUGGAGAUCCUCAUUCCUGAUGUGCUGCGGCCCGUUCCCAGCACUCUCACCCAGGCCAUUAGAAACUUCGCCAAAAGUCUGGAGGGCUGGCUCACCUCGGCCAUGACCAGCUUCCCCCAGGAGAUCGUCCGCACCAAGGUCGCGGUGGUGAGCGCGUUUGCGCAGACGCUGCGCCGCUACACGUCUCUGAAUCACCUGGCGCAGGCGGCCCGGGCCGUGCUGCAGAACACGUCUCAGAUCAACCAGAUGCUCAGCGACCUCAACCGGGUCGACUUCGUCAACGUGCAGGAGCAGGCAUCGUGGGUGUGCCAGUGUGACGAGAGUAUGGUGCAGCGUCUGGAGCAGGACUUUAAGAUGACCCUGCAGCAGCAGAGCUCUCUGGAUCAGUGGGCCGCCUGGCUGGACAGCGUGGUGAGCCAGGUGCUGAAACCGCACGAGGGCAGUGCCAGCUUCCCCCGCGCCGCACGCCAGUUCCUCCUCAAGUGGUCCUUCUACAGCUCCAUGGUGAUCAGGGAUCUCACCCUGCGCAGUGCUGCCAGUUUCGGUUCCUUCCACCUCAUCCGCCUGCUCUACGACGAGUACAUGUUUUACCUGGUGGAGCAUCGCGUCGCCCAGGUGACCGGAGAAACCCCCAUCGCCAUCAUGGGAGAGUUCAGUGACCUCAGCUCCAUGAUGCCCUCCCUCAUAGAGAAAGAUCGCUCGUUUUCAGAAGACGUGAGUGAACUGGGCGGCGACGGGGACGCGUCACGGGGGACGUGCGAGCCUGCCGUGAAACGAGAGAGGAUCGAGAUCAGCCACUCGCUGCAGGAGAUCUGAGAUCAGUCCAGCUAACCCGGCAGCUUUGUUUCUCCCCCCGGUUGUGUGUGUGUGUGUGUGUGUGUGUGUGUGUUGGGGGUGACUCCCACACUCCACCGUUCUGUGCCAGCGAGUUCUAACCCGAGUGGAUUUUGGUUUCUGGGUUACUAACGCAGUAGGACGUCUCUAGUGUAGCGUGUGUGUGUGUGUGUGUGAGGGAUCUUUGUGCCAUAGUGUCCUUUCAGUGCCUUAGAUAGGAGCGCUCAGCAGACGCCGCGCCUGUACCGCGGUACGAAUGUAUCAUCUCUCCGUCGCACAUCUUUAUAUCGGAGCUUCGCGUGACUCCAUCACCUCAUGAGCCGGUCUGUGGGAUCAUCCGGAGCUCCCGCAUGCCCGUAUGAAAACCUACAGCCGCUGCUGCUCUUUGUAGACGUGUAUGGAUGGCAUGAAAACGGUGCCUGUCGUUUAGCUCACAAGGGUUAUGAGUGCGAGUCUCGGCGGUGCCGUCGACCUGGCCGGGCAUUGUGUCUUAGAAAGGAAAGGCCAAAUGAGAAAUCAGCUUCUCGUCAAUGCAACAGCGACCCCUACUGUGUGUUUAAGGUACUGCCGAUAGAGAUUAGCAUUAAAUAUUGCCACAGAUUGCUGCCAGUCGGCCGGAUGCCAUCUAGCGGGCACAAUCGGUAGUGCCUGCAGGAGACAGAAUCAGCCACUAGUAUGCUGGGUGGGAAAAGACGGGACUAAUAAAGUGGGCGGGGUCUUUAAACGCUGUGUAAGGACCCUGGUUAGUAGCCCGAGGCGUCUCAUGCGCGACUCUACCGAGGCACGGGCGAAGGGGUCAAGGGGGCGUAGGCAGGCGAAUAUCCCCUCCCUAGCAGCGGAAGACAGAUUGGCUACGCCACCAUAGGAGAUCCCAAUAACCAUACAUCAGCCAAUCAGAGCCAGAGCUCAUAUCAGCAUGCGUCCGGCUGUGUCCCAAAUCGCGUUAUUCGUUAGCAAAUUCACGCCAUCGGUACGUGGGAUCUGGUUCGAGCCGCGAGUUUCCCAGUGACGUGGGAAAACUAACUCCUAAUAAACCCGACCCCUCAGCAACGGGCAUCAAUGCAUUUAAACGAUUAAUUCAUUAUUUUUAAAAUGAUUUCUCCCAGUUUGGUCAAAGCUCUCGAGCCCUGCGCUGGACAAAGGAGUCUCAUAGAGAGCUGUAUCGUGUACGGAGGGCGAGGCUUUACACUCCACAAACCGGCCACUCACCGACACGUCUGCAGUGAAACCCUCCUCGACCUCCUGCUAGACGCUCUGCCAGGUGCACAGCACCGCCUGGGAUCCGAACUCGAGCGCUACAGUUAUCAGCCGAUACGAGCGAGCGCAUUAGACCCGAACACCCACCCUCAUUUUAUUUAAGGAUGCCGGAAGUAUCCAUGCUAACGCUGCCUAAGACUGAGCACCAUUACUUUUAAAUAAACACAUGAUUAUAGGAAGCAUCCGCCCCCCUCUCUCGUUCCCCACCCGAAAUAGGAAUACCUCGACUGCUCAACUGUUUCUAUGCUGCGUCGUGUUCAGGUUUCUUCUCAAACUGCUGCUCUGACGUUCUCAGAUGUACGUGAGCUUCACAUAACGUCACAUCGACCUCUCACAAAGACUCGAGCCGAUGUGGGAGCUCGUUCAUCUGCUUCAUGCUUCAUCAGAGGUGCUUCUGGGUUCGAGACUCGUCCCUUAGAUGGUAGUGGGCGAGCGUAUUGUACCGCUGCACCUCCCGCCCGCCCGCCGUAUAAAGUGCUUAGUAUAAACUAGUGAAUGAAUGAAUGAAUGAAUGAAUGAAAGGUGACGGCAGCCUGUAGGCUGAAGUAUAAAGCGGGUACGUGAGACGUCUGCGAGACGUUUUCUGGAGUAAGUGAGCUUGAGCUUGAACACUUAAUACGUGUAACGUGAGUGGAGAUGAAUUGUAAAGAAAUAAAAUUGUAAAUGAAUGUUUAUUACAGCUCCAGAUUUCAUUUAGAGGAGAUUUUACGACUCAAUAGAAGUUACGUUCAUGUGAAAUGUUCCCUCUGUACCCCAAAUUAAAGAGCGGCUGGGAUC
Trichomycterus rosablanca is the source of this 4370-nucleotide messenger RNA. RefSeq names its product regulatory factor X, 2 (influences HLA class II expression) (gene rfx2). Gene Ontology annotation, molecular function: RNA polymerase II cis-regulatory region sequence-specific DNA binding; DNA-binding transcription factor activity, RNA polymerase II-specific. The record is from RefSeq and is a predicted model, not a curated record. NCBI's taxonomy places the organism in Eukaryota, Metazoa, Chordata, Actinopteri, Siluriformes, Trichomycteridae. Gene Ontology annotation, cellular component: nucleus. The transcript is spliced from 18 exons. Gene Ontology annotation, biological process: regulation of transcription by RNA polymerase II. Bases 129 to 2318 code for a protein of 729 amino acids.